Molecule: messenger RNA, 906 nt
Organism: Pipistrellus nathusii (Nathusius's pipistrelle)
Lineage: Eukaryota; Metazoa; Chordata; Mammalia; Chiroptera; Vespertilionidae
Source: the annotation of a GenBank genome assembly
AUGGCGCUGCUGGUGCGAGUCCUUAGGAACCAGAUUCCAAUUAGCAUCUCCCAGUGGGUUCCAGUAUGCAGCUGGUUGGUACCUUUGUCUCCUACACAGGGACAGUGGGGCAGGGCUCUGUCUGGCAUUUUCCAGGGGCCCCAGAUGAGCCAGUCCUUAGCAUGUGGUGGAUCAGAACAGAUUUCUGGAAUAGACAUACAGCUGAGUAGGAAGUAUCACACUACGAAUAAGCUUUCUACUACCAAGGAUUUCCCACAGCCAGUUGAGGAGAAGGUUGGUGCUUUCACGAAGAUAAUAGAAGCCAUGGGAUUCACAGGACCUUUGAAAUACAGUAAAUGGAAGAUUAAGAUUGCAGCCCUACGAAUGUAUACUAGCUGUGUGAAGAAAACUGACUUCGAGGAAUUCUUUCUAAGGUGUCAGAUGCCCGAUACAUUCAAUUCAUGGUUUCUUAUAACUCUUCUUCAUGUCUGGAUGUGUCUAGUCCGAAUGAAGCAGGAAGGCCGGACUGGGAAAUACAUGUGUCGUAUCAUAGUUCAUUUUAUGUGGGAAGAUGUUGAGCAGCGUGGCAGAGUCAUGGGGGUCAAUCCCUAUAUCCUGAAGAAGAACAUGAUGAUUCUGACAAAUAAUUUCUAUGCAGCAAUCUUGGGAUAUGAUGAGGGGAUCCUUUCAGAUGAUCAUGGGCUGGCUGCUGCCCUGUGGAGAACCUUCUUCAACCAGAAAUGUGAAGACCCCCGACAGCUUGAACUAUUGGUGGAAUAUGUGAGGAAACAGAUUCAGUACCUGGACUCCAUGAAUGGAGAGGAUCUGCUUCUAACCGGGGAGGUGAGCUGGCGCCCUCUCGUGGAGAAGAAUCCUCAGAGCGUCCUGAAACCCCAUUCCCCAGUUUAUAAUGAUGAGGGUCUUUGA